GUCGUGUCGCUAUCAUCGUUCAGUUUUCUUCGCGCAAGUGUCAUAGCAACAGUUUGAUAUAAGUUCUGUUUCGUUCAUACAGUAGACUUCGCUCCAGUGGCGGAUAAAAUAUUAUUACAAGUAACAAGAGUGAACCAUCCCAAGAUGAAUAUUCUCUUCGCCUUGACGCUCGUCUGCAUGAUCGUGGGUGGCAAUGGUGCUCGGAUAUUGGGAGUGUUCCCGUUCCCAGCGAAGAGUCACUAUAACGUAUACGAGCCGUUGCUGAAGGGUUUGGCGAGAAAGGGCCACGAGGUCGUCGCCGUCUCUUAUUUUCCGCAGAAGGUGCCUCUGCCGAACUUCACCGACGUGGACAUCGGCUCUAUCAUGCCAGACGGGACAAACACGCUGUCCUUCGACAAAUUUGGCGACAGAAAGUCAACGGUGUACGACGUCAAAUUAUUUAUUCAAUUCUGCGGCCUGAUCAUUUGCGAGCCGACGUUUCAGCAUCCUAAAAUUCAGAGCAUCCUCAAGUCCAAGGAGAAGUUCGACGUGUUCAUCGUCGAGAUGUUCGCCAGUGAUUGUUUCUUAGGCAUCGGCCACGUCUUGGGCAUACCUAUCACCGUUGCCAUGAUCAGCAGCGUCACUCUACCUUGGGCCAACGACAUGAUCGGGAACCCUGACAAUCCCAGUUAUAUUCCGAAUUUCUUCAGCGGUCUGUCUGAUCGGAUGAAUCUCUUCCAGAGGAUGGACAACCUGUGGCACUACGUUUAUUCCAAGAUCCAUUACAGAUAUAACUCCGACGUUCCCGCGUACGAAAUAGCAAAGAAGUACCUCGGCAAAGACCUGCCGGACUUCGAUACCUUGCGAUCACGAGUGUCCUUGGUCCUGGCGAACAGUCAUCCGGCUGUCAGCACGCCCCGAGCCCAGACUUACGCGUUCAAGGAGCUCGGUGGUAUUCACAUUCCUCCGGAGGGACCACCGCCGUUGCCAAAAGACCUCAAGGAUUACCUGGACUCCCAUGGCAGAGAUGGCGUUAUUUACUUUAGCCUCGGGUCGCAACUGAACUCGUCCACGAUGUCGGAGCAAGCGGUCGCCGCCUUUUACAAAGCAUUCGAACAACUACCGCAGCAAAUACUCUGGAAAUGCAGCAAAGAGAAAAUGCCGAAGCUGCCCAGGAACGUUAAGUGCAUCGAAUGGGCGCCCCAACUCUCCAUACUCUGUCACCCGAACGUGCGGCUGUUUAUCACACACUCUGGACUGCUUGGGUCCCAAGAGGCGGUUUAUUGCGGAGUUCCAAUUCUUGGGAUGCCCUUAUUCGGCGACCAGCACUUGAACAUGGCCUACUUCGUGAAAAAAGGUCUGGGUUUGCAGCUGAAUUACGGUGAACUCUCAUACGAAGCGGUAUUGGCCGCUCUGAACGAGCUGCUCCUGAACGAGAGCUAUGCAGAAGUAGCAAAGAAACUAUCCCUGCAGUUCAAAGAUCGUCCAAUGCCACCUGUAGACGAAGGUGUCUACUGGAUAGAGUAUCUAACACGCCACGGAGCUGAUUCCUUGAAAACAGAGGCGUCCAACCUAUCGUGGUACCAGUAUCUACUGCUCGAUGUUAAUUUUAUUAUAGCGUGCGCAACAGUUGCGGUUCUGACAGCUGUUCGGGCUGUAAUAAGGACGACAUGUUUCCAACAGUUCUUGAUGUAUGGCAUUUAUAUUAUUUUAUGUGCAGCAACUGUGAUAGUAAAACUAGUUAGGAUCGUUUACGAAUUAUCUAAAAACUUGUUCGUAUCUGUAAACGAUCGUGCGAAUGCUAGGGUAGCAAGAGAAAAGUUGAAAAAGUAAUUGCGAAUUUGUUAAAAACUAUAUUUUAAUUGUACGACGAUGUUCAUUUUGUUUACUGAUCAUUUUCACCAGUUUGCCGUGAGAAAUAAUUUAAUACUGUAAAAUUCAAGUUUGCGUAACUUGGACUUGGGUGUGUGUCAUCUAUAUUUAGCAUAGUACACUUUAUACAUUUAUAGUGAGAUUCUCUAUACUCAAACGAAGACUGCGAGACGUCGCUGAGAACUAUUAUAAUUUGCAAUCAUUUUAUACUAUCAUCGCGUGAAUUUAGUAAAUUACUGACAACUUAAGUUUCACAAAUGGCUUAUGUUAUUAGCUUUAUUACUAUUGUAUAAUUUUAUUAGAUCGUUAUUAUUAUAUAACUAUGUCCUGAGAGGCGAUUUGUAGGUCAACAUUUCGUUAAUUUAACGUCGUUAAUAUUUUGUACUACGUUUCAUUGUUAUGAUCAAUGAAGCGAACGAACAUCUGAACGAAAAUAACCAAUUCGAGAUUACUAUAGUUCUUGUGACAUUAAGAAUUUUUAUCUCAUGAAAUCUGUAUUAAUAUAGACUUUUAUACAUUUUUGUUUCAUAAAAUCUGUGUCAAUACGAA
Messenger RNA from Megalopta genalis, 2400 nucleotides. RefSeq names its product UDP-glucosyltransferase 2. Gene Ontology annotation, molecular function: UDP-glycosyltransferase activity. The record is from RefSeq and is a predicted model, not a curated record. NCBI's taxonomy places the organism in Eukaryota, Metazoa, Arthropoda, Insecta, Hymenoptera, Halictidae.